AUGGUGGGCUUCGCGGACUGUUUCUGGUCGGGUGACUAUGCCGGGGGGAUGGGAGUUCUGUUUGGAAAGCUGCAACAGGGAGUGAUAGAAAACCAGCAGGUCUUGACAAUCGCCAGAAUGCGAGCAGAGGCGGAGGAAACGUAUGCCCGCAGGCUGGCAGAUACUGUACCAGCCACGGACCGGAUGACGGGAGGCUUUGCCAAAGAUGACGGCGCAAGUGUGAGGAAGGCCUACGAAGGGGUGCGGGGGGAGAUGGAGGCCGCGGCCAAAAGUCACAAGAACAUUGCCUCAAACAUCAGCGAACUCGUCGUCGUCCCUUUCAGCAGGUGGUGUGAAGCUCACGAAGGCCGCGUCCAAGGCUCUCAAGAUGACCUGCAAGCAAGACUGAAAGCCCACGACAAACAAGCGGAUCAUGCUCGGAAACUGAGGAGUGCUUACUUCAACAAAUGCCGUCAGCUCGAAGAUCUGGAAGAGGAGAACAAACUUGGUUUCCAAGAUCCAGAGAAAGAAUCCUCCAGUCCUAAGACAGCUCAGACGCCCACCAUAAAGCUUUCUGAAGCUCAGGACGAAGAAGCAGAGGAGCCUUUGGAGAUUGGAGAUGAGACCUUUGAUCCACAGCAAAUCAAGAAGAUCCUGACUCAUAUGUUGAAUACCAUCAGCCUCGGGGAGACAAAGGUUCCAAUACUGGGCAUUUACCACAACGUAUCGACAGGCGCAGAUAUUGCAGACUAUAUACAGAAGCACAUGAACGCCGCCAGUAUCAGCUAUGCGGAGCGUAUAGGGCAAGAUCUCAUCACGCAUGGCUUCUUGAGGCUCGUCGGCAAUGUGGGCAGCACUUUCGCAAAUAGCUCGCGGAUGAAGUAUCAGUGGCGUCCCAAGGUCUUCAAGAUGACGGGCAUACCGGAGAGGAAGAAGCCCCUCGACAGAGUGUCUUCUGUAGGUUCCGUCGCUGGAAGCGCAGAUUCUCCGAUCGUCGGAUCAGUGGGCGAGAUCCUGACCACCACCCUCAAUUCUCAGUGGAAUCCUCUUAACAACCAAUACCCGAAUGAAACACCAGGAGAUAGACUACGUAGAGAGUCAAAGGAAACAGACGAGAAAUAUAAAGCUAGCGUACGUCGUUUAGACGAUUUGCGAUGUCAACUCGAAGAAAAGAUGAUCGACCACUUCAAAUUCAUGGAGCGAUGUGAGCUGGACCGGCUGAGGGCGAUAAAAGCCGUAAUCCUCGACUUCUCAGGCGCCAUCAGUAAUUCUAUACCCAGUCUACAAAGCACCGUCGAUAACAUGAUGCUCUAUCAGGAAACAAUUCAGCCAGAAGGGGAUUUGAGGUACCUGCUAGAGAACUAUCGUACAGGAGCAUUUGUACCUAAAGUCCAAGUCUACGAUAAUUACUAUAAUCAUGUGGACGAACAGACCUUUGGUGUCGACCUUGAGGCACGGGCCCGGGCGGAUCGCAAACGUGUGCCAACAAUCAUCACUACUAUUCUCACCUUCUUAGAUCAACAUUAUCCUGAUCUCGAGGGCGAUGAAGCUCGGCGUGGCAUCUGGCUGGUCAAUGUUCCGCUAGCAGCAACGCACCAUCUCCGGAGCGUCAUAAACACACGGUCAUCAAUACAACGAGAUGUUCUGGAACGUUACGAGGUGCCAAUAGUUGCGAGUGUUCUGAAGCUGUAUCUUUUGGAAUUGCCGGAUUCACUUGUCUCAUCGCAGGUCUAUGAGAUCAUCAAAACCAUCUACUCCUCGCCAGACUCAUCCAACUCUCCCGAAACUCGUGUAUCCGUUCUUCAGAAUACCCUCGGACAGUUGCGCCUUGCCAACAUUGCCACCCUAGAUGCCAUCACAACGCAUUUCACCCGCCUGAUAGAACUUACAUCUGCAGGCGAGGACUUUGUCUCCGCCCUUGCAACAGAUCUUGCACAAUGUAUCCUCCGACCACGCACUGAAACCUCUCUCACCAUGCAUGAAAAACAUGCUUACCGACUGAUUCGCGACCUGUUUGACCACAAAGAAGCCAUCUUCGGUGAACUUAAGCGUGCCUCCGCUCUCUCUCACACUCCCAGCGGCGGUAAUGCUUCGAAAGCGUCUCGCAUAAGAGCGAUCAGCACAGACGAGAGUAGCCGACGCGCCAACAUGGAAGAACGAAAUAGAGCUAUAGCUUCCAAGUCCCGUAACAGCAGCCCAGUACCGCACGCCAACGGAGCUCGUGGGAGCCAUCGACGAGAUCGCUCCGUUGAUCCGCCCGGGACGAGAUUUCCCAUUCACACAAGCCCGCCAGGUAUGGAUAAAGGAAGGGGUCACGUGCGAGCAAGCCUAGAAGUCCCGCCGGAGAAUGGAUCGCCCUUGACUACGAAAACCAGUUCAACGAUACCCGAAUACGAUAGUCCUCCAGUCGCCAGCAACACCCCACCGACCACCUCACACAGUGCAAACAAAGAUAGCGCGCUUUAUGCCCGACCAGAUGAACCUAAUGGCGCCCUUGCUGAGAAAUCGGACCCACAAGCCCGAAGCUCCAGAUUCCCGCCACGGAAAACAGGCGGACAUGGGAGUCUAGGCUCAAAUCGAAUGAGUGGAGGCACAAACCCCAGAGACAGUCUUGUGAGCGAGUCUGGCGAUUAUAGGGGCGUGCAAUUGACGGAUAAACCUAUGGACGAUUGA
Bacidia gigantensis is the source of this 2652-nucleotide messenger RNA. RefSeq lists its product as uncharacterized. Gene Ontology annotation, biological process: cytoskeleton organization; small GTPase-mediated signal transduction. Gene Ontology annotation, molecular function: GTPase activator activity. NCBI's taxonomy places the organism in Eukaryota, Fungi, Ascomycota, Lecanoromycetes, Lecanorales, Ramalinaceae. Gene Ontology annotation, cellular component: cell division site; division septum; plasma membrane. The coding region runs from base 1 to 2652 and encodes 883 amino acids. The transcript is spliced from 2 exons. The record is from RefSeq and is a predicted model, not a curated record.